Molecule: messenger RNA, 3688 nt
Organism: Brassica napus (rape)
Lineage: Eukaryota; Viridiplantae; Streptophyta; Magnoliopsida; Brassicales; Brassicaceae
Product: poly(ADP-ribose) glycohydrolase 1-like
Exons: 20
Coding region: 266-3448 (1060 amino acids)
Biological process (GO): carbohydrate metabolic process; nucleotide-sugar metabolic process; regulation of DNA repair
Cellular component (GO): cytoplasm; nucleus
Molecular function (GO): poly(ADP-ribose) glycohydrolase activity
Source: RefSeq, a predicted model, not a curated record
UUAUAGGAUUUGAUUGGUCUUGGGCUAAAAGCUGUGGAUAAAUCACGAAAACCAAAGCGAUAAACCACAUAGCAAACCGGGGUGAACCGGUUCAUUUCGGUUAAGUUCAACUUCCCGGUUCAAGCAAACUGGUUCACCCCGCCGUCGUCCUCACUCUUUGACUUUUUCACAGACUUCAAGUUUCUCUCCGAGCGGCGGCAGAAACUUGUCGCAGAAGCGAUUCGCAUACUCUUUCCAAGACCAAGCGAGAUCAGAGAAUCCGAAAAUGGAGAGCCGGGACGAUCUCAACUCCAUUCUCCCCUACCUCCCGCUUCUCAUCCGUUCAUCCUCUCUCUAUUGGCCACCGCGCGUGGUGGAAGCCCUUAAAGCCAUGUCCGAAGGCCCGUCUCACAGCCGAGUCGACUCAGGAGAAGUUCUAUGGCAAGCCAUUUCCGAUAUGAGACAAUCACUCUCCCUAUCAGCUCGCCUUCUCUCCCCCUCUGCUCCUCAAGGCUACGCCCUCCUCUUCGACGAACUGAUUCAUGGGAGAGAAUCAAAGAGAUGGUUCGAUGAGAUUAUCCCGGCGUUGGCGAGGUUGCUCCUUCAGCUUCCAUCUCUAUUGGAAAUGCAUUUUCAGAAGGCUGAUGAUGUUGUUAGUGGAGUGAAGACGGGUUUGCGGUUGUUAGCGCCCCAACAAGCUGGCGUAGUUUUCCUCAGCCAGGAGUUAAUUGGAGCUCUUCUUGCCUGCGGUUUCUUUUGUUUGUUUCCAGUUUCUAAUAGAGGUGCAAAAGACCUUUCAGUCAUCAACUUUGAUAACUUGUUUGCGAGCCUUUAUGAAAGUUACAGUGAAAGUCAUGAAAGCAAGAUACGGUGUAUCAUGCAUUACUUCGAAAGGGUCUGCUCCUGUAUGCCCACUGGGACUGUUUCAUUUGAACGCAAGAUUCUUCCAGCCGAAUACCCCAAUUCUUCUACCACUGCUCCUGACGCUGAUUUUUGGAGCAAGUCUGACAUCUCCCUUUGUGCUUUUAAGGUUCACUCUUCUGGGCUGAUAGAAGAUCAAUCUGACAAUGCUCUGGAAGUGGACUUCGCAAACAAGUAUCUUGGAGGUGGUUCCCUGAAUAGGGGGUGCGUACAGGAGGAGAUACGCUUCAUGAUCAACCCUGAAUUAAUCGCUGGCAUGCUUUUCUUGCCUCGCAUGGAUGACAAUGAGGCUAUAGAAAUAGUUGGUGCAGAAAGAUUUUCAUGUUACACAGGGUAUGCAUCUUCGUUUCGGUUUGCUGGUGACUACAUUGACAAGAAGACAGUGGAUGCUUUCAAAAGGCGAAGAACCAGAAUUGUUGCAAUAGAUGCAUUAUGUGCCCCGAAGAUGAGACACUUUAAAGAUAUAUGCCUUCUGCGGGAGAUUAACAAGGCUCUAUGUGGCUUUUUAAUUCAAAGAAAAUCUUGGCAGCACCAGAAUAAAGGAGACAAUGAAAUUCAGCUUGCCAGUAACGACGAAGAUUCUGGUCUCUUGCAUACAGAAACCUCAACGUCUCAUGGAGCUGCAUUGGAUGAUGCCGAGACAAAUAGACAAAAACAAGCUAGCAAUUUUGUCAGAGAUGUGGAAGGAUCCGAUUGCAUGGAUCAUGAAGCUGUUGGUGUGGCGACUGGGAAUUGGGGGUGUGGGGUUUUUGGAGGAGACCCAGAACUAAAGGCUAUGAUCCAAUGGCUUGCUGCCUCCCGGACUUCAAGUUUCUCUCCGAGCGGCGGCAGAAACUUGUCGCAGAAGCGAUUCGCAUACUCUUUCCAAGACCAAGCGAGAUCAGAGAAUCCGAAAAUGGAGAGCCGGGACGAUCUCAACUCCAUUCUCCCCUACCUCCCGCUUCUCAUCCGUUCAUCCUCUCUCUAUUGGCCACCGCGCGUGGUGGAAGCCCUUAAAGCCAUGUCCGAAGGCCCGUCUCACAGCCGAGUCGACUCAGGAGAAGUUCUAUGGCAAGCCAUUUCCGAUAUGAGACAAUCACUCUCCCUAUCAGCUCGCCUUCUCUCCCCCUCUGCUCCUCAAGGCUACGCCCUCCUCUUCGACGAACUGAUUCAUGGGAGAGAAUCAAAGAGAUGGUUCGAUGAGAUUAUCCCGGCGUUGGCGAGGUUGCUCCUUCAGCUUCCAUCUCUAUUGGAAAUGCAUUUUCAGAAGGCUGAUGAUGUUGUUAGUGGAGUGAAGACGGGUUUGCGGUUGUUAGCGCCCCAACAAGCUGGCGUAGUUUUCCUCAGCCAGGAGUUAAUUGGAGCUCUUCUUGCCUGCGGUUUCUUUUGUUUGUUUCCAGUUUCUAAUAGAGGUGCAAAAGACCUUUCAGUCAUCAACUUUGAUAACUUGUUUGCGAGCCUUUAUGAAAGUUACAGUGAAAGUCAUGAAAGCAAGAUACGGUGUAUCAUGCAUUACUUCGAAAGGGUCUGCUCCUGUAUGCCCACUGGGACUGUUUCAUUUGAACGCAAGAUUCUUCCAGCCGAAUACCCCAAUUCUUCUACCACUGCUCCUGACGCUGAUUUUUGGAGCAAGUCUGACAUCUCCCUUUGUGCUUUUAAGGUUCACUCUUCUGGGCUGAUAGAAGAUCAAUCUGACAAUGCUCUGGAAGUGGACUUCGCAAACAAGUAUCUUGGAGGUGGUUCCCUGAAUAGGGGGUGCGUACAGGAGGAGAUACGCUUCAUGAUCAACCCUGAAUUAAUCGCUGGCAUGCUUUUCUUGCCUCGCAUGGAUGACAAUGAGGCUAUAGAAAUAGUUGGUGCAGAAAGAUUUUCAUGUUACACAGGGUAUGCAUCUUCGUUUCGGUUUGCUGGUGACUACAUUGACAAGAAGACAGUGGAUGCUUUCAAAAGGCGAAGAACCAGAAUUGUUGCAAUAGAUGCAUUAUGUGCCCCGAAGAUGAGACACUUUAAAGAUAUAUGCCUUCUGCGGGAGAUUAACAAGGCUCUAUGUGGCUUUUUAAUUCAAAGAAAAUCUUGGCAGCACCAGAAUAAAGGAGACAAUGAAAUUCAGCUUGCCAGUAACGACGAAGAUUCUGGUCUCUUGCAUACAGAAACCUCAACGUCUCAUGGAGCUGCAUUGGAUGAUGCCGAGACAAAUAGACAAAAACAAGCUAGCAAUUUUGUCAGAGAUGUGGAAGGAUCCGAUUGCAUGGAUCAUGAAGCUGUUGGUGUGGCGACUGGGAAUUGGGGGUGUGGGGUUUUUGGAGGAGACCCAGAACUAAAGGCUAUGAUCCAAUGGCUUGCUGCCUCCCGGGCGCGGAGACCAUUUAUAUCAUACUAUACUUUUGGAGCGCAGGCCCUCGAAAACCUAGAUCAGGUGACCAAGUGGAUCCUUUCCCAUGAUUGGACCGUUGGAGAUCUCUGGAACAUGAUGCUAGAAUAUUCUGCUCAAAGGCUGUACAAGCAAACACAUCUUGGCUUCUUCUCUUGGCUACUUCCAUCUCUAUGUAGCAACAAUGAGGCCAUCUAGCCGUCUUGACUCUCUGCAAAUUCGCCUUGAUCAAGUCGAUUGCCGCAUUUCAAACUGUACCUAAGCGUUUUCCCACACAGAUAUGUAAAAGUGAUUAUUUUCAACUAAGUUGUAUUAUCACUAGUCUGAUCAUCAAGCAUCAUUCAUUAAGUGCAGUAGUCAUGCUGCUGUAUGGUGGUACUGGUCAAUUGUUUGAAUCACUCUUAAUAUUUGAAUGAAACAACUUCUUUUGUCUUGUUA